UACAUUUUAGUUUCGAGCUAUUGCUGUCAACCAUGUUGGAAUGCUGAAACGAAUGUGUGCUGAAGACUUCUUUCCAGUCAAUCAAAUUUGAAUCUUGCUGCAAAGAUGUCGUUGUUUAAAAAGAAGAAGGCUGGGAACAUAAGAGAGCGAAAAUUACCUUUCGAUGAAGAAGAAGAUGAAAAGCCAGUUGGAGAUGUAUCUGGGGGAUUUGGUUUAACUUCAAAUAAUGGCUCUUUUACAAAUGCCAUAAAAAAAGAGAAGAAGAAAAGCAAAGAAAAACGAAUAGCUGUUAAUGCAUUGAGCUUUGAAGAUGAACUUGAAGCUGAUGAUGGCAUCGCUUUUCAAGAGAAGAAAUCUGUCUUGAGCUACAAGCUGAGGCGGGAGAUGAAGAAGGAACGGAAAGAAAAGAAGAAAGAAGAGAAGGACAAGUUCAGAGACAAGCCCUCCUUGAAGGGUGGAAUUGCUGAAUUGUCGGAAAUGGGAAUAAAAAUUGUGAAUGGUCGUGAAGCUGAGGCCAUUGCUCACCAACCCGGAGACUCAGAUGAUGAUGAUGAAGUUGUUGAUAUCAAGUCCAGCAAAGAGAGCCAACACGAAUUUCAGCUACAUAGGAAUGCAACACGUGAUCUCAAAGACGUGGGAAGGCUCACAGCAACAUCACGCCAUAACAGACAUUCAACACUGGACCCACUGAAGAAUAUUCUGAAAAGUGGUCAAAUUCCUGAUGCCAAUGUAAUUCACAUGAUCAGGAAACAGAGACAGCAGGCUAGAGAAAUGGCUGACUACAUCCCUGUUGACAAAGGAGCUGAGAGGGAAGAAGUAAAAGUGUCUCAUAAGCCUGGUGGACGACUGAUACGUGAGGAGGACAAUGACAGAGAUGAAGACGAUGGUGGGGGAGGAGGGGAUGGUCGUCUACACUUCAGUGAUGUGCACUCCGGUACUGGAGGGGCCAGCGCUGGCACUAGCCUCUCGGAGGUUAAGGCUAUGGUUGCUGUGGGACGCGUCCAUCAGGGUUCCGACGAAGAAGAUCGCGUGUGGGAGACUCAGCAAAUGAAGAAAGCAGCUGGCAAGCUGGGAGAAAUGGAAUUGGACGCUUCAUCACGUCCAGGCUUUACAUUCGGUCCUGCACCUUCGAUCCCUUCAUUCACAUCUUCUGCAGCUGCGGUUACAAAUGCCAUCAACAACGGCAGCACAGGAGCUUUGCUGCCCAGCAACAGCACGCCAACACCCACCACUCUGAUGGCUGCCACCGCCUUGCUGUCAUCGCGGCCUGGAGCAAACUAUCAGGCAGAAGGCAUCAUGAAGCGACUCAGGGAUAGUCGCAACAGCCUGGCAGAAGUACAUCGACGCCACGCCCUGGACAGAGACGCGCUGCGUGUCGAGCACGAAGAGUGCGUUGAAGGUGUGAGGCUGUGUGAACAGAAGAAGGCUGAGCUCGCGCAGACGUUCCAGUUAUAUCAAGCAUUGCGUGGGUAUGUCACUGAUCUCAGAGAAUGUCUUAAUGAAAAGAUGGUGGGCAUUGAAGAUCUGGAGCAGCGCGUGUUAACGCUCUACAAGCAACGCACCGACAAGCUUCUUGCUCGUCGUCGUCAAGAUGUUACUGAUCAGAACGAUGAGGUCUCACCUUUUAUUAGCGAGUCUCUAAAGCAAUGUCCGUUGCGUACCCGCCGGGGUGCUGAACGUGAAGGUCGUCGCACGCGUCGCCGACGUGAACGAGAGAAGCGCGGAGGCUCUGCAGCUCAGGACCAUCACGACGGCACCAGCACCGACGACGAGUUGCCCACUCAGCAGCUGCAGCAAUACCAGCAACAGCUCGAGGCUUUAUCAAAGGAGUCAGUUGAGCUUUUCUCAGAUGUUGAAGAAGAUUUCUGCUCUUUGGAGGCGGUCUUGCGUCAGUUUGAGAAGUGGCGCAGGGCUGCACCGCAAGCGUAUGCAGACGCCUAUGCUGCAAACAACAUGCCUGCACUUGUCGGAGUAUUUAUACGGUUAGAGUUGCUGCUAUGGAACCCGUUGAGUGAAGGCGUUGAAAUAGAGCGACAGGCCUGGUAUGCGCAGCUGGCCAUGUAUGCCGCACCUCCAGCCUCGGCCGCCCUGACGCUACAGGAGUUUGCUCAAGACCCCGACAAGCAUUUGCUUUCGAGGGUCGUUGAAAAAGUCGUGCUCGUCAAGCUCAGAGACGUGGUAGUGGCUUACUGGGAUCCUCUGUCGCACUCGCAAAGCGUCCGCCUUGUGAACCUGGUCCGUCAUUUCUGCCAGUCUUGUCCCACUAUUCGUCCCACUUCUCAGCCGCUCAAGAAGCUCUGCACUGCCGUCGUAGACAAGAUUAGACAAGCCAUUGACAAAGACGUCUUCAUUCCUAUAUUCAAUAAAACAGCAUACGAGUCUCGAACAUCGUCAGGCAGUUUGUUCUUUCAACGCCAGUUUUGGGUGGCCUGGAAGUUGUUGAGUUUAGUACUCAUGUGGCAUAAAAUUCUAAGUGAAAACUCGAUAUCAGAUCUGGGGAUCAGGAGCAUCCUGAACUUGUACCUUAUUCCUGCAUUAAACAUCGCAGCCCAAGUUAACCUCAAGGACGGUCUUGAGAAGGCUAAAUACGUGAUUCAGGCCAUGCCCAGGGAGUGGGCCAAACAAGAGAACUCUGAUGGCAGCGCUCACAUCUUUCUUUCAAAGCUGGAACAUUUUUUGGCUUCAACUGCUCAAAAAACAGCCGACAUCGCGUAUACCAAUGACCCUCAUUGGGAUGACGCACUUCAAGAAAUACGGAAGCUUCUCAAAAGUAUUGGUGCUUCGCGAGCGGCUUCUGAAAUAUCUGCAAAAUACCUCACAAAAAAGGAAAAAUCUGAAGACUAAUCACAUCCUUUCUAUAUUUCUCUUGUGAGCUCAACUGAAGUCGAGAAUGAAUAAAUGUAUAUGGGUUAUUUAGGAAUUUUACAAUUUAUUUUGAUAAGUGAAAUUUAUGUCCCAUGUUCACAAAUUAUCCUUCUUUGUGAAAACAUGAUAGAUAUUGGAGACCUCGUCGACGCGGAUUAUUUUUAUUAUUCGUUUUUAAAAUGAGUAAAAUAUUACGAAUGAAUCAUUCACAUAACGGCAAUUUGCUGGUUAUUUGUUAUCUGUGCACAAUAAUUGUCAAAAAAAUCUAAUUAUAUUUGACAGCUCCUCACAUUCUUGUGGCAGUACUUGUUAAAUCUAAAUACAUAGCUUCUUUUUCGAUUUUUGAAUCGAAAAAAAAGAUUGAGAAAAUCUUUGUGUGUCUUUCGGUCAAUAAGCGACUUGUAAAAUUAUCAACAGACUCGGGGUAUUGGAGCCUUGGAGGUGUGUUAUGCUUUGACUGAUCAUUUAUUCACAUGUUUCGUUGUUGAGUGUAUCCACUUGACAUUGAAAUAAUGAUGUCCUGAAAGGAUGCAGAUCUCAAACUGAUUCCCUGUUUUCAUUCCCCAGCCCAUAGUAACUCACGAACAUAGCUUCACAUGUGUGUUUAUUUUUACUACUGAAGUACGGUUUCGAAGCUCUUAAGGUGUUUUACUGUUAUUCGGUAAAUAUACUUAGACCGGUUUGAAGCUCAAAACAGGACUUUUUCGCUAGGUAUCGGUAAAUUUCUGCCCUCCUGCAAUGACAGUAAAAGUACUUAUUUCGUCCACGCCGUAUGAGCUUCAACUUUAGAGUUUCGGAAAUCUGUAACGCGAAAAUCCAGUCGCUAGUUGCUAUCGAGACCUUAUCGACCAUCGACAGUUUUGAUAGUACGCCAAAUUCGUUUGUUUUACGGUUGUGAUCAUUUGACUUGAAAUUCCACUGCCAUCUGUACGCGGAGGACAAAGUUUAUCAAGAUUUAAAUGCUGUGUGGAUUACGAUUUUAUUAAUUACGAUUUCAGAUGCAGUGUAGUGUAAAUACGAAUGCAGUGUAGACCACCACAUUGAUUGCAACCGCUGUCAUGGUUAUAGGCUCACAUCUUUCCGGUCAUUAUUUUCAUCCGAAAGAUUCAUGGCCUAAUUAGAUACUUAAUAUUACUAGCUGGUUUUUAUUCCCUACUGUUUUACCAAUGCAUGACGCGUUCGUUAAUAUAUGUUGGCCAUCUUCGAUAUUUUUUCAUUUCGAUUCAUUAUUUACCCAUAAAUUAAUUUUCCUAUCAUUCAGGGAUGGCCAAAAUGUAUUCAUAGCCCUACUAGUGACCAUUCAUUUUCUUCUAUGUUCAAAGCCCGGUUUGUAAAAGUUCACAGAAAAAAUGUACAUCGUCAUGUAUCGUUAAUUCCUGCAUAAAAACUUAGAAUGAAGCGAAGAUAUACGCAAACAUGGAUGACACGAAGAUUUGCGGAAUGGAAGAGGGUUUUCAAUACCGGUAGAAUUGCGAUUUUGAUUACAGUUGUUCCUCCGAUAUUCUGUCUACUUGAAAUAGAUUACAUUAACUACAGUGUGCAACUAACAAGCCAACGAAUAUAUUCAAGGACGUAUCCUAGGACUUUCAAGGACUUAUAAAAGAUGACUUUGGCGCUGAAGCGACCUUCACUUGAGCAACUCAACCGUCUAACACGGUUCCAAAGUCCAACAUCCCCGAAAUGAAACUUUUUGCGUCUUGAAGUUGCUAGGAAUUAACUUCAAAUUUUUUAAACGUACCUUGGGAUGUCUUAUCGUAAUUGUAGAGUCCUGGCUCUGCAUAUGCAUAAUUAGCUGCUUUUUUGCGCGUUAUAAAUUUGAUAUUGUUAUUUAUUUAACGAACAUUGGUGUAACAGUUUGAGAUGUCCGCUGGUAAUUUCAUAUGUAACUGGCCUGCAGCGUGACUGCUCAAAGCUCAAUUCGGGAAGUGUAGGGGUCAAAUACCAAAACCUAUCUUUAAUUUUAGGCAUAUUUUGUUUGUCAUAGUUGUGAUACGUACAUCGGAAAUCAUAUGUAUGAGCAUAACAGAGUGAAAGGCCACUUUUAACAACCUCUAAAAUUUCAGCAAGGCAUUGUGAUCUUAGCAACAAGCGUUUUUUUUAUUACAGCUCCUACCGAAUCUAAUAUGCAUGAGACAAUGUAAAUACACGUUGGCAGUGGACAGGUAGAAUCGAAU
This is a messenger RNA of Hyalella azteca, 5039 nucleotides long. Its product is annotated as PAX3- and PAX7-binding protein 1. NCBI's taxonomy places the organism in Eukaryota, Metazoa, Arthropoda, Malacostraca, Amphipoda, Hyalellidae. Gene Ontology annotation, biological process: spliceosomal complex disassembly; mRNA splicing, via spliceosome. The transcript has 16 exons. Gene Ontology annotation, molecular function: DNA binding. The record is from RefSeq and is a predicted model, not a curated record. Bases 106 to 2844 code for a protein of 912 amino acids. Gene Ontology annotation, cellular component: nucleus; U2-type post-mRNA release spliceosomal complex.